This is a messenger RNA of Paramecium pentaurelia, 1701 nucleotides long. Lineage: Eukaryota; Ciliophora; Oligohymenophorea; Peniculida; Parameciidae. The record is from the annotation of a GenBank genome assembly.
AAUGGAUUCAAUUGACUAUACAGAAGCAAAAUUCAAAUUUUUAGGAAUUAGAAAACACUUUUUUAAAGAUGUCACAUAUAAUAUUACAGUUUUUGAUGAGAUUGUCAUUAUGGGAAUAGUAGAGAUUGUAAAUUAAAAUUAGACCGCUGAUUGCUAAAAUCCUAAAUACAGAAUAAAAUUGAGUCUAGAUACCAAAAUAAACUGGGAGUUAAGUAAGAAUAAGUAGGAGCUAGAAUGCUUUGAAUUUCCAUAUUAAAAUAAGAAAAAGGUUGUUCAUGCAUAAGCUAAGGAUUUAUUAAGGUUCUUUAGUAUCAUUUUAUAUUAGAUUUAAAGAACUAUUAGCUGGAAAAGUGUUAUUUGAAGGCAUAGGAGACCUAUAUUAACCUCUAUAUUAGGUGGGUAAAGGAAGUUCAGCAAAAGUAUUAAUAUUAAUAUGUUAUUAAGGUGUACAGUGCAAGAAAUGUUUUAGAUAAAGGAGUUUAUGCUGUUAAAGCAAUUGAAAAAUCAUUUUUGAAGCUUUCAGAAAAUGGAAAUGGAAUGGUAAUUAAAAAGUAUACUUUAGUAAGCAUUUAAAUCAGAAAUACAAAUCUUAAGAUCUUUAUCAUAAUAUGAACAUAAUUUCUUAGUUUUGAGUGAAAUUUAUGAGGGAGACAGUAUUUUUUAUGUAGUCACAUCAUAUUUGGAAGGUUUGAGUUUGAGUGGAGAAUUGGAGAAAGCAAAAGUGUUAAUUAAUAAUAAUUAUAUAUAGACUCUUCCUUAGAAAAGAUUACCAAUAUAAAGUAUAUAGAUUAUAAUGAAGAAGUUACUUAUAAAUUUAAAAAUUCUUCAUUCACAUAGAGUAUAUAUAUAUAUAAUAUGUUAUAAUAGAUAAUUCAUAGAGAUUUAAAACCAGAUAAUUUGAUGUUUGCAAGAAAAAACGACUAUUCUUCAUUAGUUUUAGUGGAUUUCGGGCUUGCAACUUCAGAACUAUUAGAUAAGUAAUCAAGAGGAUCUAUACAAGAUAUUUAUUUCCAAAGUGUGGUACACCUGGUUACGUAGCUCCUGAAGUAUUAGGUUCAAGAAGUGAUUUAAAGUAUAAUUGUAAAGUUGAUAUAUUUUCUGCUGGUUGCAUAUUCUAUAAAUUACUCACAGGACAUAGUUUAUUUUUGGGAUAGAAUUUUGAUGAAGUAUUAAGAUCAAAUAGACAUUGUCAUAUGGAUUUAGAUUUACCUUCUGAUGGAAAUUACAUUACAGAUUAAUCAUUAGUAUAUUUAAUUAAAUCUAAAUUAGGAUUUAUUAAAAAAGAUGUUGAAUAAAAAUGCAAAGAAUAGAAUCACUGCAAUUUAAGCUCUAUAACAUCCUUUUAUUGAUUCAAAUAGUGAAUUAAGUACUUAGGCAAUAUAAACUACUGGUUAAUAAAUGGUUAAAAAUGCCAUUUAUCAAUUAAAUUUGGCUGAAUUGGAAUCUAAAUAUAAUAGUUAAAAUGAAAUAGGGGAAGAAUAAAAUUUAAAAAUUAAUGAUUUAAAGAGAUAUUCUAUUAUAACUGAAGUGUAAUAAUAAUAGAUGUCUAUGUCAGCCAAAAGAAGUAGUGGUUAGUUUUCAGGAACAUUCUAUUAGAAGGAUCCAUUAUCAGCUGUUCGUACAUUAAAAUUACAUACAGAAACAUCCUAACCUAUUAAAAAUAGUAGUCAUCAUUCAUAAAAUUCAGAUUCUUAAUUUUGA